Venustampulla echinocandica is the source of this 1626-nucleotide messenger RNA. RefSeq lists its product as uncharacterized. The transcript has 6 exons. Gene Ontology annotation, biological process: glutaminyl-tRNA aminoacylation; translation. NCBI's taxonomy places the organism in Eukaryota, Fungi, Ascomycota, Leotiomycetes, Helotiales, Pleuroascaceae. The coding region runs from base 1 to 1626 and encodes 541 amino acids. Gene Ontology annotation, molecular function: ATP binding; glutamine-tRNA ligase activity. The record is from RefSeq and is a predicted model, not a curated record. Gene Ontology annotation, cellular component: cytoplasm; cytosol.
AUGGCGAAGCAGCCGGAAAAUGCGGCGGUGGCUAUAGAAUCACCAGAUUCACCAGACUCCAUGUUCCAGCGAGGCUUCCUUGCCGAUGUAUACAACGAAACAGCUUUGGGCACACCUGAAGUUGACAAAAUCAUCACGCGAUUUCCCCCAGAGCCAAAUGGGUUUCUACACCUUGGACAUAGCAAGGCAAUUCUAAUCAACUUCGGAUUUGCCAAAUUCCACGGAGGGGAGUGCAACUUACGUUUCGAUGACACCAACCCAGCCGGCGAGGAGGACCGGUAUUUCGUUGCUAUAGCAGAGACGGUCAAAUGGCUAGGCUUUGAGCCCGUGAAAUUUACCUAUUCAAGUGACCAAUUCGACCGUCUGUACGAAUCGGCAGAGCAGUUAAUCAACGUGGACGGUGCCUAUGUUUGCCAUUGCACAAAGCCCGAAAUCGAAGCCCAGCGGGGCAACCGUAAAGGGGGUGCUCGAUACGCAUGUCCGCAUCGCGACCGUCCCAUCUCGGAAUCUUUGGCCGAGUUUAGAGCUAUGCGAGAUGGGAAAUACAGCGCCCAAGCAGCCACUCUUCGAAUGAAGCAGCAUCUUGAGAGCCCAAAUCCGCAAAUGUGGGAUUUAACGGCCUAUCGUGUACUUGAAGGUGUUUACAAGCCGAUGCAGCGGGAAUAUGGUCGAUUAAACAUUAACGGCACGGUCCUAUCGAAGCGAAAGCUAAAGCAGCUAGUAGACGAGGGUUAUGUUCGCGGAUGGGAUGACCCAAGACUCUACACCCUAAUAGCCUUACGACGUCGUGGCGUCCCCCCUGCAGCAAUCUUGACCUUCGUUCGUGAACUAGGCGGUGUUUCGAAAGCAACAACUUCCAUUGAAAUCAAACGAUUCGAAAGCGUUGUUCGGAAAUUCCUCGAAGUGACGGUGCCAAGGUUGAUGCUAAUCCUCGACCCUAUUCUAGUCGUUAUUGACAACUUGCCAGACAAUCAUUUAGAAAUGAUUGACUUAGCAUUCUCCAAGGAUCCAGGCGAUGGCUCCCAUUCAGUCCCUUUCACGAACAAGGUUUACAUCGACCGACGUGACUUUCGAGAGGUUGCGAGUAAAGACUUCCGGAGACUCACCCCAGGUGUAACAGUUGGACUACUGAAAGUGGCCUACCCUAUUAUUGCAACCAGCUUUGAGAAGGAUGAGACAACAGGCCUAGUGACUAUCGUGCAUGCGAGUUAUGCAAAACCUGAAAGGGAUGCUACCUUUAAAAAGCCAAAAGCAUAUAUCCAAUGGGUAGCAGAUUGCCCUUCCGAGAACUCUCCUAUCAAAGUCAAGGUCAAUGUUUAUAAUCCGUUGUUUAACUCUAUCAAUCCAGAAGCACAUCCAAAUGGCUUUUUAGCCGAUAUCAACCCAGAGUCCGAGGAGAUCUAUUCUGACGCGCUAAUUGAGAAUGGUUUGGCCGAGAUUGCAGAACGAGCACCAUGGCCCAAAACGAAAAAAGCUAAUGAGUCGGCGGGUAAUGGAGUACUCCCUGAGUCGGUUCGAUUUCAAGGGAUGCGUAUAGGAUAUUUCUGCCUUGACAGCGACAGUACGAAAGACAAAAUGGUAGUUAAUCGGAUCGUGAGUCUAAAGGAGGAUCCUAACAAAGGCUGA